UGUGCCAAUUGCCGGGCAGGGCAGCGGAGGGGAUCGCGGUCGGGUGGGGCUACGCGGUACGGCGGAGCCCCAACCGCAGUAGAAGGGACCGUGGUGCAGUGCAGGACGGAGCUCGUGAGGAGGAUGGGAAGGGAGGGGAGGGGCAGCAGACGAGUCUCAUCUGAAGGGAUAGACGGCGCCAGCUCGAGGGAGGAUUUCAAGGGGGGGUCGUGAGCGCGCCCGGUCUUCCAUCGCAGCGUGGGCGCUGAUCAGAGCGUGGGCGCGUGCGCGGUCUUCAAUCCCUGUCCACCCGCGCCUUGGGCCCCUUCGCUCGGCCUGCAUUCCUGCAUUCCUGCAUCGUCUUGCCCGUCGUUCCCCCCGGGAGUCGUCGUCCGCUCCUCGCCGCUGUGGCACUUUUUCUGCAGCCACCGAGCGGAAUUCGCAGUGAUCAGUUCGUCCGCAGCAAUAUAAGCAACCAAUUUAUCUCUCGCGGGGUCGAGCGCAUUCGCCAAGAGCGCUUGAACGCCCCCGAGCUCCAAUAGUUGCUGGAUUCUGCCAUCGCCGGAGCUGUGUUCGGCGAGAAGAUCGUGGUGGGCGUGUGGUCGGCACGAGGCAUUGACAUUGGCGUGAAGCUCCGGUGGAGCGAAGGGCAGGGGCGACGGGAGUGGAGCCGUUCUGGUCUGGUAUGAUCAUUAGUCUGUAGGGAUACUCCGGGGUUUUGAAGGCAGGCACCGUGAUGGCCUCGAUCAGAUCAGUCGCAGGAGCUGUAGCACCCUCCUCGUUCAGGGCUGUUUCGGACGAGCACAGGGCUCCUACUUCUUCCGGACGAUGUAGUCUCAAGAGUUCUUCACUCUUCGGUUCAGGAUUGGAUCUUCCUGUUCUCAGCAGAAAAUUCACUCUCGCAGAUGCAGUGACCCUGCAGGGCGGUGUCGCCCGCGCUCAAGGAUUAGAGGAUGGCGCUCAACCCCUGCCUGCAAGCCACAGAUACAAGGUUGCCAGCCAGGCUGCAUUUGAACAUCUGCGGAAUGUUAGCAAUAAUCGAUACACGAGUGUCAAAAGCAGCAUACUCGUACUGGGCCUCAGUGUCCACAGUUGCCCAGUCUCUAUGCGCGAGAAGCUUGCCGUACCAGAAGCAGAGUGGCCUCGAGCAAUUGGCGAGCUAUGCGAGCAAAAUCACAUAGAAGAGGCAGCUGUGUUGAGUACCUGCAACCGUAUGGAGAUUUAUGUUGUCGCUCUUUCUUGGAACCGAGGGGUGCAAGAAGUGACAGAGUGGAUGUCCAAGACCAGUGGUGUGCCUGUGCGAGAAUUGAGGGAGCACCUCUUCAUCCUUAGAGACCGUGAUGCCACACAGCAUCUCUUCAGGGUUUCUUCAGGUCUGGACUCUCUUGUUCUCGGAGAGGGUCAAAUUCUCUCUCAGGUGAAGCAGGUGUACAAAGUCGGUCAGACAGCACCUGGUUUUGGUAGGAACCUGAAUGGUCUGUUUAAGCAGGCCAUUACCGCAGGGAAGCGAGUGCGGUGCGAGACCAGUAUCUCUGCAGGAGCGGUGUCUGUUAGUUCUGCGGCUGUUGAACUCGCCGUAAUGAAACUACCGGAGCAAGGAAUUUCAAAUGCCAAGGUUCUGAUUGUUGGAGCCGGCAAAAUGUCGAAGUUGCUGGUUAAGCAUCUCAUAUCGAAAGGAUGUAGCAAAAUGGUGAUAGUAAACAGAUCGGAAGGCAGGGUUGCAGAUCUACAGGCCGAAUUUCCAGAUGCUGAGCUGAUUUACAGACCGUUACCUGAAAUGAUGACUUGCGCUAAGGAAGCAAAUGUGAUCUUCACUAGUACUGCGUCCGAAACUCCGUUGUUCUUCAAGGAGCACGCGGAACAGCUCCCUGUGCCCCCUGAGUCCCUCGGUGGCAUUAGACACUUCAUAGAUAUAUCUGUUCCCAGAAAUGUCGGUGCUUGUGUAGCCGAAGUGCCUACUGCCAGAGUUUACAACGUCGAUGACUUAAAGGAAGUGGUGGCUGCAAACAAGGAGGAGCGAAGGAGAAAGGCUCUUGAAGCACAAGUAAUAAUUGAAGAGGAACUUAGAAGUUUUGAUUCUUGGAGAGACUCGCUUGAAACUGUUCCUACUAUCAAGAAGCUUAGAGCUUAUGCCGAAGGCAUCAGAACCGCAGAGCUUGAGAAGUGUUUGGGCAAAAUGGGUGAGGACCUGACGAAGAAAAACCGUAAGUUAGUGGAAGAGCUUAGCCGGGGAAUUGUCAACAAGUUAUUGCACGGCCCAAUGCAGCAUCUGAGAAGCGACGGAACUGAUGCCCGGACAGUGACCGAAACCAUCGAGAACAUGCACGCAUUGGAGAGAAUGUUUGACUUAAAAGCUGAUCUCUCCGCCUUGGAGAAGCAAUUCAGAGCCGCUGCAGAGAAAGUCUCUCAAUGAGGUCUGAUGCUCGAUGCGGCGCUGGAAUCGCCUGUUUUUAUCAUUUUGUAGAUUAGCGAUUCAUUUGUGUACAUUCACUCUGUAGUUUGGAGAGUGUAACUUCCACCCAGGGCUCUGGGUGCAAGUUCAUUUGUAGCAUGUUAGGAUGUUUCCUUGCACUAAAGGCAAAAAUUCGGCUCAUCUCCAGGCAAGUACCUGUAAUGUUCUUGCCUUGUAUACUGUUGAGAACAUCUAGAAUCAUACUUGUAUUUGAGAAUUGAUUCUCAUCAGUACAGUUUCAGUUGUAUUACUUGUUCAUACUUUUCAAGCUAUCCUAACUCUAAAGUGGGAUGUUAGUGCAGCAAUCAAUGUCCACUGAUUGGCAGCUAGUAACCAUUGACUUUCCAAUUAUUCUGUGUAUCCCCGUCUCAUUGUGGAGUAUGUGGAAUGUUCUUCGCCUUGGUUUCA
Molecule: messenger RNA, 2839 nt
Organism: Marchantia polymorpha subsp. ruderalis
Lineage: Eukaryota; Viridiplantae; Streptophyta; Marchantiopsida; Marchantiales; Marchantiaceae
Source: the annotation of a GenBank genome assembly